Umbelopsis ramanniana AG is the source of this 698-nucleotide messenger RNA. RefSeq lists its product as uncharacterized. Gene Ontology annotation, biological process: polysaccharide catabolic process. The annotation marks the transcript as partial. Gene Ontology annotation, molecular function: chondroitin hydrolase activity. Lineage: Eukaryota; Fungi; Mucoromycota; Umbelopsidomycetes; Umbelopsidales; Umbelopsidaceae. The record is from RefSeq and is a predicted model, not a curated record. The transcript is spliced from 2 exons.
CUAUUGCUACCAAGCACGCUGAGACCACUCUCAAAUACCACAUUCGUCCUGACAACUCAACCUACCAUUUGAUUGUAUAUGAUCCUGUGACGGGUAAGCGAAAGGUUGGUUUGACUCACCAAGGAUAUGACCAUGGAAGCACUUGGAGUCGCGGACAAGCCUGGGCCAUCUACGGUUUCGCAACAGUUUACAAGUAUACAAAGGACCCCAAGUUUUUGGAUGCUGCAAAGCGAUUGGCCGAAUACUUUAUGUCAAGAGUCGAAAACGGAGUCGUAUAUUGGGAUUUCGAUGCGCCUCGACCAUGUGUAUGGGAUACCUCAGCUGCCACGAUUGCCUGCUCGGGAAUGCUUCUAUUGUGCCAACUGCAAGGAAACCUUGAGUACCUUCCUCAAGUCACUUUGUUAAUGAAGACUUGCAUUGAUGGGGCAUUGACCAAUGAAGAUGGUGUUACCAUUUUGGACCAUGCUACAGUUAACAACUACGAGCAUGCCAAUCAGCGAAUUGCUGACCAUGGUUUGGUUUAUGCCGACUACUACUUUUUGGAAGUGGGAAACCGUCUGAUUGACUUGGGAUUAGCCCCGAGAAUGUAUCAUGGUAAUGAAAACCAUCAGCUACUAGAUCAUUUGGAUGCUGUUGUUCCUUGCAAGCUGAAAUGUGUUAAAGCGCAUCAGUCAAACAUUCUUUCGUACUCCCGAUGA